UGAAGAUGGACUGACCCAAUAAACAAAACCCUCUGCACCCGAAACUAUAAGCCCAAAUCUGAAAUCAUAAACUGAAACCCUAAAUUACACCUUCAUAUAAAUAUACACACAUCUUACUAAGAACCCUAGUCUCAUCAGCCACCACAAUGUCGAAGCGAGGGAGAGGAGGUUCCGCGGGUAACAAGUUUCGGAUGUCGCUGGGUUUGCCAGUGGCGGCUACGGUGAAUUGUGCCGAUAAUACGGGGGCUAAGAACCUGUAUAUCAUUUCGGUGAAGGGGAUUAAGGGGAGGUUGAACAGGUUGCCUUCUGCUUGUGUUGGUGAUAUGGUGAUGGCCACUGUUAAGAAGGGUAAGCCUGAUCUUCGAAAGAAGGUCAUGCCGGCUGUCAUUGUUAGGCAGCGCAAGCCUUGGCGCCGAAAGGAUGGUGUUUUCAUGUAUUUUGAAGAUAAUGCCGGUGUUAUUGUGAACCCGAAGGGAGAGAUGAAAGGUUCUGCCAUUACUGGGCCAAUUGGAAAGGAGUGUGCUGAUUUGUGGCCUAGGAUUGCCAGUGCGGCUAAUGCUAUUGUUUAGAGUGCUUGUUUUUCUAUAUAAAUCUGUUAUAGACAGUUUUGAUAGGUGAAUCAGUUGUUUUGCUCUUAAAAAAUAUUGGCCUGAAUUGUCAUGGUUGUGUUCAUGUUCAUUGCUAAAUUAAGACUUUUGCAAGUUAUGGGUUUAAAAUUUCAGAAGUUUCCGAA
Messenger RNA from Daucus carota subsp. sativus, 733 nucleotides. RefSeq names its product large ribosomal subunit protein uL14. Gene Ontology annotation, biological process: translation. The record is from RefSeq and is a predicted model, not a curated record. Bases 147 to 569 code for a protein of 140 amino acids. NCBI's taxonomy places the organism in Eukaryota, Viridiplantae, Streptophyta, Magnoliopsida, Apiales, Apiaceae. Gene Ontology annotation, molecular function: large ribosomal subunit rRNA binding; structural constituent of ribosome. Gene Ontology annotation, cellular component: ribosome; cytosolic large ribosomal subunit. The transcript has 4 exons.